GGCGCGGCGGGAGAGUGGGGAGCCGGCCGUCCCCCGCAGCCUGGGGAAGUUCUAGAAGUGAGGGGGAUGGGCAGGGAUCCCGCAAUCCGGCCCUGCUCCCGCCCGGCCUUUACCUGGCGCCCCUGGCCGCCGCUGAGGCCGAGCCGCGGGCCCGGGUGUGGGGCUUCACCCCGACCCCACCUCUGGCCGGGCCCGCGAGCCUCUCCAGCCCCCGGGGCCAGGCCUGCCCUCCACCCCCACAAACUGGUUUCUCUGCUUUGCUGGGCUCUGUUGGAACUAGUCCCUUGGACUCCCCGUUUCGGUGUGUUUUCCUGGGGCUUUAUUUUGCGGCGAGGGCACAGAGGAAGGUGGCUUUCUUCCUCUCUCCGCGCCCGCGCGCGCCAGGUUUCCUGCCCCAAGGCGGGCUGGGGUGCCCCCUCUGGCAGGAAGUGGGGCCGGUGCACCCGCGUGGCUGUGCAUGCGGUCGGUCGGGGUGCACGGGUUUCCCGCGCCUGCGAGAGCGCCCCUCCCCCCGCCCAUUCUGGCCCCUGCUCCCGCCGGUGGACCUGCAACGGCCAUGCAGGCACUUGCAGAGUCACCCCGGGACCCAGGGUGGAGCCGUGGCCACAGGGACUUCACCGAGCCUCCCGGCGGCAUCAGCCAUCGCUCCGCCUGCUCCAUAGAGAAGGAAGAUGAGCGAGUCUAGUUCCAAGUCCAGCCAGCCCCUGGCCUCCAAGCAGGAGAAGGACGGCACUGAGAAGCGAGGGCGGGGCCGGCCGAGGAAGCAGCCUCCGGUGAGUCCUGGCACCGCACUGGUAGGGAGCCAGAAGGAGCCCAGCGAAGUGCCAACACCUAAGAGACCUCGGGGCAGACCAAAGGGGAGCAAGAACAAGGGCGCUGCCAAGACCCGGAAAACCACCACGACUCCAGGGAGGAAGCCAAGGGGCAGACCCAAGAAACUGGAGAAGGAGGAAGAAGAGGGCAUCUCGCAGGAGUCCUCCGAGGAAGAGCAGUGACCGUGCCCCCUGCUUCCUCCCCGUGGAGCCGCUUCCUUCUGGGACUGGACAGCUCCGCUCCCCCUGCCCCGCCCCUCCCCCCGCCACCACCCGCCCGCCCGCCUGCACCGCCACACUACACAGCACACCAGCCGGGCCCUGGUGGCCCGAGUGGGGAACAGUUUUCCUUGGUCUCGAUUCCCAGCAUCCUCUCCCCCCACAAUGCAUUCCCCCCGGCAUCCUGACAAAGCUGACAUCCCACUUAGCUGCACCCAUGCCUGCUGCGUCCCUGCUCCCUGGGUGGUGGGGGCAUUGCUGACUGGGCUCCCGGUUUAGGGGGUCCCUUCCCCACUCUUACCUCUGGCUUCCCAUCAGGGGGCCUGGGAGGACUCCCCUGGCCUUAAAGGGGCCUGAGCCCCGUCUCUCUGACAUGCCCCCACUCCACUGUCCUGGCAGCAGCACCUGUGGCCAUGGAUAGGGUUGUUUGGCCCCCAGAUGACUCAACGAACCUGUGUCUCACCAGGUGUGGCUCACACCCACUUACCUGCCUUCCACGAGGCGCCUACCCCUGCGCUAGGUUGAACAGCGCCCCCCUGGGGCACAGGAGGGAAGGCAGGAGGGGUGUGAGCCUGACCCCAUCUGCUUCCACUCUGCCUCCAGUUUCCUCCCCCUCAUGGGGCCCUAGCAAGGAGCGAGCCUUGCCCACUCCCACCCCUGCUCCUCCCCACCCCCCAAGGUUCUGGUUCCAUCUUUCCUCUGUUCACAAACUACCUCUGGACAGUUGUGUUGUUUUUUUGUUCCAUGUUUCAUUCUUAGACAUCUUGUCAUUGCUGCUGCUACCAGCGCCAAAUGUUCACCCUCACUGCCUCCUGUUCUGCCCACACUCCCCUCCAAGAUGCUCUUGGGAAGGAGCCAGGGGCAAAGCAGACUGCCCCAGCCCCAGGGAAGGGGGGCUCUGCCCCUAGGAUGCUGCAGCAGAGUGAGCAGGGGGCCGGUGUUGACAGCGGAGUGUAGGGCCACCUUCUCCCCCGUUAUGCCGGGAGGGGGUAGCCAUUUGUCCCAGCCUGGGCCCCUCCCUCUGGUUUCCUAUUUGCAGUUACUUGAAUAAAAAUAUAUCCUUUUCUGGA
Molecule: messenger RNA, 2101 nt
Organism: Pipistrellus kuhlii (Kuhl's pipistrelle)
Lineage: Eukaryota; Metazoa; Chordata; Mammalia; Chiroptera; Vespertilionidae
Gene: HMGA1
Product: high mobility group AT-hook 1
Exons: 5
Coding region: 672-995 (107 amino acids)
Biological process (GO): regulation of DNA-templated transcription
Cellular component (GO): chromatin; nucleus
Molecular function (GO): transcription coregulator activity; DNA binding
Source: RefSeq, a predicted model, not a curated record